GCGAUCUCACAGCAUCCCACGAACCAAGCGGCUGCACCAGGCGGUGUGCUACUAGAACAAAAGCUCUGAGCUCUGUAUUCUGUCGUCGAUCAGCGGCAGAGCGAGCAGACACGUGCUCUGAGCCGCUGCGGUUAUGAAACGCGUGAGCUGUAGAGUUCUACUGCAGCCAGCAGCCAAUCAGAGCCGCGCGUCGCGUCACGUGCUCCGCGCGCGCUCUGCUGCACAGUCACACAGCGGCAGAUAGAAAACAAUGCAAGCGAGCCCGGCGAGAAACUAGUGAAGAAUGGACGAAUUAAGCGCAUCAGGCGCUCUUCUGAGAGGAGGACGCUUUUAAGGCGAGAUAUAAACUAGCAGUGUGCUGAGCCCAAAGGAAGGGAUUCUCACCAGUGGAAAAACAGCUAAUGUGGAUCACGUAUUCUUUGGUUUUUGGACCGUAGGAUUGUUAACUUGAUGUCCUGACCAUGCGUUCACAACAAAGUUUCAUGUCAUUUAUGAACAGCAAGGCCAAUGCUAUACCUAGGAAAGACAUUGAACGCCUGUGCUGUGCAAAAUGCCGUUUUUCCACCAAGGACACUGACCUGUUCGAGAGGCACGUGUCCCAUCAUAAGGAGGUGACUUUAUCCUGUGCGCUCUGCAGCUAUGUUUCCUAUUCGAAAACGGAGUCUCAGAAACACAUCGUCUCGCACACCGGCUCGUACCCGUACAGGUGUAGCUUCUGCUCGUACGGAGCCGUGCGGAGAGAUUACAUGGUGAAGCAUAUUCUUCGUAUACACAAGAGAAAUGCGGAAGAAGGCUUCAUAACUGACUUCGCUGUAUCCACCCUAGAUACAGCAGGUCCAUCUGUUCCUGAUGCUCUCGGGAUUUCAGAUUGGCCUGAAAGGAAUGACCAGUGUGCAAUUCCCAAUUCCCAUGAUGAACACCCCAGUGGAAGUCAACCCGACCAAUCAUCUGUUAUUAGUAAAACAGUGAACCAAACCAGGAGUAAUCGUGCCCGGAUGACCUACAGUUUCACGACGCCGUGUAUGACCAAUACAACAACCGUCGUUCCAGUUUCUAAGACUCAGUUCAAUGGUGCCAUUCCUAGCUGCGCUCCAAUCGUGAGUCACUCGUUAGGCAACACGCCGCAAGUCGUUCUAAGAUCACGGGAGGCAAACGGCAACCUAUCGAACUCUCAACUCGGUGCCGAUGGGAAAAUCAAGGUUUCCAUUUCGGAAAAGCUUAUUCCGAAAGCCACGUUCCCAAGAGUCCAUGUUAGCUCUACAGAACCACUACAGCAAAGGGUUGGUGUUUCGGAAAAGGCUAUGGCUGCAAAAACCAUUCCCAGAGUCCAGGUCCGAGCACCUGUUGAAUUGAACACCCCGCUCAGAGCGCUGCUUAAUACGCCCUUAUCCAAGAGGAAUAUCCAGAUGGAUCAGAGGUCUAGUCAGUCCACAACAGGGACUAACGUUGGGAUGCAGAAACCAGUUGUACUUCCCAGCAGUCCAGUCAAAAGUCCACUGCACUCCAGUGCAGAAAAGAGCAACCAAUCAAGAAUGAACUCCAGAGUACCUGUAAGAUCAUCAGCAGAAACAUCGAGCCCGUUAUCCAGUGUCCAAGUCGAACUGUUGGCUCCUUUGAACCAGCCAAUUCAACACAACAAGCCUUUGACUGUGUCCUGUCCAGAGGAGAUCAAUAUUCCUGCCGGGUGUUUGGUGGAACUGGUCGAGGUGAAAAACGUCAACGGGACUCGGGAGUUGGAGCUACGGUUGAUCCCACCCAAUGGGAUCCCGCAAGACCAGAAGAGCAACGUGGAUGAACCUUCAUCAGCCGCAACUGGAGGCAAACUGUCCUUCAAAUGCCAAGUUGCCAAAGGGUGUCCAGUCAGCCCGUCCACGUCUGCAACAUCUCACAAAGUCAAACAGCAGCGGCCUUCAACGUGCACCGGUGUUCAGACUAUCACAAAAACUGUUCAAUCAGCACACAAACCACAGUGUUCUUCAGAGACACCAGCCAGGUACAAGCGCAACCCGAAGACCAAGGAUCAAGAGAUCAUCAGGCUCGAGGGUCCAGAAUUGAGUUCUGAAAGCCUUCCAGUGAUCUCAUCAGUUUUCUCUCUUUGUCCUACGCCUAAGUCAACUCAAAGCAUCUCAAAGUCCUUACCAGAAAUGCAACGCUGGAAGGUGGCAAUGAAAGAGCCGAAGGACGAGGUGAAGGGUGCAGAGAAACCGUUGGUCUGUAGUAUUCUGAUUAAAAAAGAGGAUACUGAGGAGAAACCAAAAGGUGCUUCGUGGAGUCUCAAGGAAACAAAGACAGAGGAUAAGACUAGUAAAGGCUCUGCAAUAUCUAAGACUCAUGGUCAAGUGAAAAGAUCAGAGAAAACCCUAAACACAAGCCACUCAAAACAAGCUCCAAAUUUGACUCAACCAUUGGUUUUGCCAAACCAGAGCGUCAUUCCAUCAAACAAAGAUGACAUUCCACAUCAAGACAAGGGACAUUCUGAACAUGAGUCUGGCCAAAAAAAACAUUCCUGUGUUUUCAACAUGUAUCCAAAAGUAGCUUUGUUCAGGAUUCCCAGUUCUAUGUUGGAACCCACCAAGAAGCUUCCGGAAGCGCCAACUCGAGAGGAGAGUUUGACGGCGCGACCGGUUCUCUGCUGCACGCUAAGCGAGCAGAACGUGUCCGGAAGUCCUGAAGUGGCCAUCAAGCUGAUACUAAAGAGAAACCUUUGUGAAAGAGAAGAGAAGCACCAAGACUCUCCACCACGUAAAAAACACAAGAAAGAAAAGAGAAAAGCCAAGAAACGCAGGUCAUCGUCGGUUGGAAUGGGCCUUCCUCGAUUCUCAACCGAAGAUCAAAAACUGAGGUUAACUCCUCUGAAAGCGGAUCAGCGCAUCAAGCUUCCCGGUCCGAACCAGCCGGUUGUGGUUCUGAACCACCCCAAUCCUUCAGUUCAGAGCACGCACAGUCCACAUGUUUGUUUUCUGAGUGUGAUUUCUGUACGUUCUUGUGUCUCUGAACUGUUAACAAAUGUGAUGAUGCUGGAGUGA
Messenger RNA from Sinocyclocheilus grahami, 3026 nucleotides. RefSeq lists its product as uncharacterized. The coding region runs from base 462 to 3026 and encodes 854 amino acids. The transcript is spliced from 3 exons. The record is from RefSeq and is a predicted model, not a curated record. NCBI's taxonomy places the organism in Eukaryota, Metazoa, Chordata, Actinopteri, Cypriniformes, Cyprinidae.